CGCACAUUUGUGCCACUCGUUUUCAAGCCUGUUUUUUGCGACUUUGCACCACCGAUAGCGCAAGUAUGCUGCGUCGCAUCGUUCGCCGCACGCCGCCGCUUCGUGCCUUCUCUAGCCAGGCGCCGCCUGCGCAAGGCUUCAAGGUCACGGGAUCCUUCGUCGCCAACGAGGCCAAGGAGGUCGCCAAGCUGCUCUUCGGCACGGUGACGUUCAUCACGGGCACGACGCUCAUUGGCGGCUAUGCGGUCGAGAACUACAAGCACAUGCACCCGCUGACGCCGCCGGGCCAGCUCCUCGACAUUGACGUCGAUGGCCACAACAGUCGUAUCCACACACGCGUGUACCCCCACGCGACAUCGUCGGUUGUCGUGGUCCUCGAUGGCAGCGCCGGCGAGACGUCGUUCGACUUCGAAAAGGUCGCACCCAAGCUCGCCGAAUUUGCGACCGUCGUCGCGAUCGACCGCCCGGGCCUCGGCUACUCGUCGCCCGGCGCGCUCCCGCGUUCCGUCGAGACGAUCUCCAAGGAGUACAUGGCGGUGCUUGCGCAGCUCGACGUCGCCAACAAGCAGCUCGUGCUAGUCGGCCACGGCAACGGCGGCUACAACAUGCGUCAGCUCGCUGCGGACCUUCCGUCGUCGUCGCUCUCGCUGCAAUGCGACGGUCUCGUUUUGGUGGACGCGCUCCAUGAGUCGGUGCGGGGUCGCAUGGAUGCCAUUGCGCCUGCAAUCCAAACGGCCUUGGCCAAGCGCGAAGCGAACCCGGCGACGUUGCUCCGGUACUCGCACUGGGGCCUUCUCCGGCUCGUGCAUUGGAUGCAGCAGAAGCGCAACGCGCAGCGCUUCACGCCGGACGCGCGAUUGUUUGUCGACUCGUUCGCGCCGUCGCCGCCCCACCGCCGCGGUGUCGCGCACGAAGCCAACGCCGUCGCCCGCACGGAAGAUCGCUUCUUGCAGUCGCCGCCGCCGACGCUAUCCGUGCCGCUCGUUGUGCUCUCGCACGAGACCACAGACAUGUUUGCGACCAUGCUCUUCGAGCCCGACGUCGAGCCGGCGAUGCUGGCGGCCAUGGAGGACGCGUGGAACCAGGGCCAGUGUGCGCUCCUGAGCGUGAGCAGCCAUUCGGUCGCGCACCGCAUCGUGCAAGGCGCCGACAUUCCCCACGAAAAGCCCGAAGAGCUCAUCGCGGCCGUGCUUGCUGUCGUCAACGAAGUGCAAGGCAAGCCCGAAGGCGGUGUCGCGACGCUGACGACCUCCGUCUGCGACGUCGCCUCGGCGUAAACGUUGGACGACAAGGCGUGACGUUCGCGAAUCGAUAACGCAGUCGCUUCAUCCGAGACACCACGCUUGGCAACAUGCUGUACC
Messenger RNA from Saprolegnia parasitica CBS 223.65, 1361 nucleotides. RefSeq lists its product as hypothetical. Lineage: Eukaryota; Oomycota; Saprolegniomycetes; Saprolegniales; Saprolegniaceae. The transcript has 7 exons. The coding region runs from base 66 to 1277 and encodes 403 amino acids. The record is from RefSeq and is a predicted model, not a curated record.